Phyllostomus hastatus (greater spear-nosed bat) is the source of this 6302-nucleotide messenger RNA. RefSeq names its product protein tyrosine phosphatase receptor type T (gene PTPRT). Gene Ontology annotation, cellular component: membrane. The transcript is spliced from 31 exons. Bases 93 to 4310 code for a protein of 1405 amino acids. Gene Ontology annotation, molecular function: protein tyrosine phosphatase activity; protein binding. NCBI's taxonomy places the organism in Eukaryota, Metazoa, Chordata, Mammalia, Chiroptera, Phyllostomidae. The record is from RefSeq and is a predicted model, not a curated record. Gene Ontology annotation, biological process: protein dephosphorylation.
CCUUCGAUGAGCACUACAGCAACUGCGGUUACAGCGUGGCCCUGGGGACCAAUGGGUUCACCUGGGAGCAGAUCAACACGUGGGAGAAGCCCAUGCUGGACCCAGCCGUGCCCACAGGGUCCUUCAUGAUGGUGAACAGCUCCGGGAGGGCCUCCGGCCAGAAGGCCCACCUCCUCCUGCCCACCCUCAAGGAGAACGACACGCACUGCAUCGACUUCCACUACUACUUCUCCAGCCGCGACAGGUCCAGCCCGGGGGCCUUGAACGUCUACGUGAAGGUGAACGGCGGGCCCCAGGGGAACCCCGUCUGGAACGUGUCCGGCGUCGUCACCGAGGGCUGGGUGAAGGCAGAGCUGGCCAUCAGCACCUUCUGGCCACACUUCUACCAGGUGAUAUUUGAAUCCGUCUCUUUGAAAGGUCAUCCUGGCUACAUCGCCGUGGACGAGGUCCGGGUCCUCGCUCAUCCGUGCAGAAAAGCACCUCACUUUCUGCGGCUCCAAAACGUCGAGGUGAACGUGGGGCAGAAUGCCACAUUCCAGUGCAUUGCUGGCGGGAAGUGGUCUCAGCACGACAAGCUUUGGCUCCAGCAAUGGAACGGCAGGGACACGGCCCUCAUGGUGACCCGUGUGGUCAAUCACAGGCGCUUCUCGGCCACGGUCAGCGUGGCAGACACUGCCCAGCGGAGUGUGAGCAAGUACCGCUGCGUGAUCCGCUCUGAUGGUGGCUCUGGAGUGUCCAACUACGCGGAGCUGAUCGUGAAAGAGCCUCCCACGCCCAUCGCGCCCCCAGAGCUGCUGGCUGUGGGGGCCACGUACCUGUGGAUCAAGCCCAACGCCAACUCCAUCAUCGGGGACGGCCCCAUCAUCCUGAAGGAGGUGGAAUACCGCACCACCACCGGCACCUGGGCCGAGACCCACAUAGUGGACUCUCCCAACUAUAAGCUGUGGCACCUGGACCCCGACGUGGAGUAUGAGAUCCGGGUUCUGCUCACACGGCCGGGAGAGGGGGGCACAGGGCCACCGGGGCCUCCGCUCACCACCAGGACCAAGUGUGCAGACCCCGUGCACGGCCCGCAGAACGUGGAGAUCGUGGACAUCCGAGCCCGGCAGCUGACCCUGCAGUGGGAGCCCUUCGGCUACACGGUGACCCGCUGCCACAGCUACAACCUCACAGUGCAGUACCAGUACGUGUUCAACCAGCAGCAGUACGAGGCCGAGGAGGUCAUUCAGACCUCCUCCCACUACACCCUGCGGGGCCUGCGGCCCUUCAUGACCAUCCGGCUGCGGCUCCUGCUGUCCAACCCUGAGGGCCGGAUGGAGAGCGAGGAGCUGGUGGUGCAGACAGAGGAGGAUGUUCCAGGAGCUGUCCCGCUGGAGUCCAUCCAAGGAGGGCCCUUCGAGGAGAAGAUCUACAUCCAGUGGAAACCUCCCAACGAGACCAACGGGGUCAUCACGCUUUACGAGAUCAACUACAAGGCUGUGGGCUCCCUCGACCCGAGUGCCGACCUCUCCAGCCAGAGGGGGAAAGUGUUCAAGCUCCGGAAUGAAACCCACCACCUCUUCGUGGGUCUGUACCCAGGGACCACCUACUCCUUCACCAUCAAGGCGAGCACGGCAAAGGGCUUCGGGCCCCCCGUCAGCACGAGGAUCGCCACCAAAAUUUCAGCUCCGUCGAUGCCGGAGUACGACACAGACACCCCGCUGAACGAGACGGACACGACCAUCACGGUGAUGCUGAAGCCUGCUCAGUCCAGGGGAGCCCCCGUCAGUGUUUAUCAGCUGGUUGUCAAGGAGGAGAGACUGCAGAAGUCACGGCGGGCGGCCGACAUCAUUGAGUGCUUUUCGGUGCCUGUGAGCUACAGGAACGCCUCCAGCCUCGACUCUCUGCACUACUUCGCUGCUGAGCUGAAGCCCGCCAACCUGCCCGUCACUCAGCCCUUUACGGUGGGCGACAACAAGACUUACAAUGGCUACUGGAACCCCCCUCUUUCCCCUCUGAAAAGCUACAGUAUCUACUUCCAAGCACUCAGCAAAGCCAAUGGUGAAACAAAGAUCAACUGUGUCCGCCUGGCUACGAAAGCACCAAUGGGCAGCGCCCAGGUGACCCCGGGGACUCCACUCUGCCUCCUCACCACAGGUGCCUCCACACAGAAUUCUAACACCGUGGAGCCAGAGAAGCAGGUGGACAACACCGUGAAGAUGGCUGGAGUGAUCGCUGGCCUCCUCAUGUUCAUCAUCAUCCUCUUGGGCGUGAUGCUCACCAUCAAAAGGAGAAGAAAUGCUUAUUCCUACUCCUAUUACUUGAAGCUGGCCAAGAAGCAGAAGGAGACACAGAGUGGAGCCCAGAGGGAGAUGGGGCCCGUGGCCUUGACUGACAAACCCACCACCAAGCUCAGCACCGGCCGCAAUGAUGAAGGGUUCUCCUCUAGCUCUCAGGACGUGAAUGGAUUCAAUGGCAGCCGCGGAGAGCUGGCCCAGCCCACCCUCACGAUCCAGACUCACCCCUACCGGGCCUGCGACCCCGUGGAGAUGAGCUAUCCUCGUGACCAGUUCCAGCCCGCCAUCCGGGUGGCCGACCUGCUGCAGCACAUCACGCAGAUGAAGAGAGGCCAGGGCUACGGCUUCAAGGAGGAAUAUGAGGCCUUACCGGAGGGGCAGACAGCUUCGUGGGACACAGCCAAAGAGGAUGAAAAUCGCAAUAAGAAUCGAUACGGAAACAUCAUAUCCUGGCUGUUCUCUCUCUCUCUCUCUGCAGACGACCAUUCCCGGGUGAGGCUGCUGGUGCUGGAUGGGGACCCGCACUCCGACUACAUCAACGCCAACUACAUCGAUGGAUACCAUCGGCCCCGGCACUACAUUGCAACUCAAGGUCCAAUGCAGGAGACCGUGAAGGACUUUUGGAGGAUGAUCUGGCAGGAGAACUCAGCCAGCAUCGUCAUGGUCACCAACCUCGUGGAGGUGGGCAGGGUAAAGUGUGUGCGAUACUGGCCGGAUGACACGGAGGUCUAUGGCGACAUUAAAGUCACCCUGAUUGAAACAGAGCCCCUGGCGGAAUACGUCAUACGCACCUUCACGGUCCAGAAGAAAGGCUACCAUGAGAUCCGGGAGCUCCGCCUCUUCCACUUCACCAGCUGGCCCGACCACGGCGUCCCCUGCUAUGCCACUGGCCUCCUGGGCUUCGUCCGCCAGGUCAAGUUCCUCAACCCUCCUGAAGCUGGGCCCAUCGUGGUCCACUGCAGUGCCGGAGCCGGGAGGACCGGCUGCUUCAUCGCCAUCGACACCAUGCUCGACAUGGCCGAGAACGAAGGGGUGGUGGACAUCUUCAACUGCGUGCGCGAGCUCCGGGCCCAGAGGGUCAACCUGGUGCAGACGGAGGAGCAGUACGUGUUCGUGCACGACGCCAUCCUGGAAGCGUGCCUCUGCGGCAACACCGCCAUCCCCGUGUGCGAGUUCCGCUCCCUCUACUACAAUAUCAGCAGGCUGGACCCGCAGACCAACUCCAGCCAAAUCAAGGACGAAUUUCAGACCCUCAACAUUGUGACGCCCCAUGUGCGGCCCGAGGACUGCAGCAUCGGGCUCCUGCCUCGGAACCACGAUAAGAACCGGAGCAUGGAUGUCCUGCCUCUGGACCGCUGCCUGCCCUUCCUCAUCUCGGUGGACGGGGAAUCCAGCAACUACAUCAAUGCGGCGCUGAUGGACAGCCACAAGCAGCCCGCCGCCUUCGUGGUCACGCAGCACCCGCUACCCAACACUGUGGCGGACUUCUGGAGGCUGGUGUUCGACUACAACUGCUCCUCCGUGGUGAUGCUGAACGAGCUGGACACUGCCCAGCUGUGCAUGCAGUACUGGCCUGAGAAGACCUCCGGGUGCUACGGGCCCAUCCAGGUGGAGUUCGUCUCCGCAGACAUCGACGAGGACAUCAUCCACAGGAUAUUCCGCAUCUGCAACAUGGCUCGGCCGCAGGACGGGUACCGUAUAGUCCAGCACCUGCAGUACAUCGGCUGGCCCGCCUACCGGGACACGCCGCCCUCCAAGCGCUCUCUGCUCAAGGUGGUGCGGCGGCUGGAGAAGUGGCAGGAGCAGUACGACGGGCGGGAGGGGCGCACAGUGGUCCACUGCCUAAACGGGGGAGGCCGCAGCGGGACCUUCUGCGCCAUCUGCAGUGUGUGUGAGAUGAUCCAGCAGCAAAACAUCAUCGACGUGUUCCACAUCGUGAAGACGCUGCGGAACAACAAGUCCAACAUGGUGGAGACGCUGGAACAGUAUAAAUUUGUAUACGAGGUGGCACUGGAAUAUUUAAGCUCCUUUUAGCCUGACGGGACGGGGAACCUGCCGGAGUCCCGAGGCCGCUGCCCUCACGCCCCCUUUCCUGUGAUGGCAGCCACUGGGCUCAGGGGCUGAGAGGCGGCGCCCUGCCCAGCGCAAGGAGAAGACUGGAGGUCCCGUGUUCCGUGGCGGGCUCUGCACCUUCCCGGGGGCCUCCUGCAGCUGCGGCAGGUGCAGCUCUAAAAGGCCCAGGCUUCCCUGGCACGCCCUACCAGCCACAGACACAGACCCGCACACCAGUGUCCCCAUAACAAGGCCCCGGACUUCCCGGCUCCCCGACCUCUUGCUUUUGCUCUUUCCGAGUGUGUGACCCUCACAGCCAGCCGACGGCGCAGGUGCCGGGAGGGGCAGGCUCGGCAGCACCUCCCCGGCCCUGCGUCUCCUGGGGAGUGGAGCAGGUGUACCUCCUACUCCACACUGUCAUGGCGAUGAUUGGGCCCUUGGGGUCCCGGCCCUACUGCCCUCUGCAGUCUCUUUCAGUGCCCUCUGGCACCAGACACCUGGACCCUGUGACCUGGGGGUGUCCCGAGAGCACAGCGGAGGCCCCCAUCCUGUCACCUAACCUGCAUGGAGCUUGGCCCACUAGCAUUCCGCACCCCUCCCCCAGCCUGGGCCUUGACCUUCUCCCCUCCUCACUGGCCAGCCUGCUGGGUCCACAGCACUCUCGGAUAAAGGUUUUCUCUGCUUGUUCGUGGUCAGUGGGAGGGGGUGGACCCGCAGGAAGCCUGGCUCCUCCUCGUCUUCCUGCACAGGGGCCGCCGCUCUGGGGCAGGGCUCUCACGGACCCUUGGGUGGCAGCUCCUUCGGGAGGGACGACAGGAUAAGAUUUGAUUAUUUUCCAAAGUAUAUAUUAAAAGAAACUUUCUUUGGGGGGAUGUAAAAUCUAAGUCUCUUAUGUUAAAAAAAAAGCAGGGAAGGUGGUUUGUUUGUGCAGCUGUAAGACAAGUCUCUCAGGCCUGUGAUGGUGGGUCAGUGUCCUCGAAGGUCCCACUCGGGGACAGCACAGCCACUGAGCGGGGCGAAGCCGGACGGGGCUGACGACAGCUCCCCAGUUUCUGGGGCAGAUCAGGUACCAGCUUUCAGCAUCACCUUGGGUAUCCAAACUCGAGCUGCUUCCUGGGAAACCCAGCUGGUAUCUUGAAAGUGGCCGGUGCACCAAGGUCUGCUUUGGUUCAAAACAGGCCCGGGGCUCUCGGCUGGAAAGCUAGGGUCUUGCCCGAAGUGUGGGUGGCAGGGAACCAACACCCACUGUAUGCCAGGCGCGACACCCUCCCCGUGGCUCCUUACUCACCCUUAGAGCCCACAUGGGAGAGCCCGGAACCUUCCAUUAGCUCCACGUGACACCUGAGGAAACGGAGGCUUCUUCCUCAGGGAUGAGGUUCUGGGUUCCAAAAAGGUAGAUAAUGGCGAUAAGGCUUAAUUUCUCCUUGUUUCCUUCAUCCUUUCUCAGCCAAGCAGUUAUUUUAUGGAGGGGAAAUAAGACCAGACACUUCUGAGCAGAGAACUCCGCAAACGGAAGCGCAAUUCAUCCUUUCUGACGCCAGGUCUGCUGGGAGGCGCGGGGUUUCUGGCGGAUUUUCGUCCCUCACUCCCGGCUCCCCGGGAGAACUGGUCUCAUCUAACAACUUCUUAGCCAGUGGAAACCAUCCCCUGCCCAUGCAGACAAUGAGCUCUGUCAGCGGCCUCUUGCAGGCACUUUGGCUCCGUAUCAGACAGCCCCAGGGUGGCCUGGGAGGGGGCAGCUCCAACUUGAAGCUGGUCCCCCUCCAGACAGGGCCCGAGGAGCACAGAACCCAAUCGGCGCAGUGUCCUCCCUUACCGUGCGCUGGGGAGAGAGAACCACCGUGCCGCGUAAGAGUGUCACAGGAGCCGAGGAGCAAGGGAGACUCCGCCUAGGGCUUCCAAGAGCACAUGACAUCUCCCCCCAAAAAAGGAAGGAAAGGAAAUUCAGGCCAAGGGAGCAGCAUGGGCAGUGGC